AUGGAUCAAGAACCGAUGACACUAGAAGAUUGGCUGGACGACCUCAGCGUCCGCUUCAUCAUAAACCUCCCCGAGGAGGACCUCUCCUCCACCGCUCGUAUAUGCUUCCAAAUUGAGGAGGCCCACUGGUUCUAUGAGGACUUCAUCCGCGUCAUCGACCCUUCCCUCCCGCACAUGGCCUUGAAGGACUUCUGUCUGCGCAUGUUCCAGCAUUGCCCCAUCCUCGCUCCCUACGGACCAGAACAGCAUCUCCAUGCCUACCAAGAGUUUAUGCAGUACAAGACCCGCAUACCCGUCCGCGGCGCCAUCCUGCUCAACCACGAGAUGGACAGCACUGUUCUGGUCCGUGGCUGGAAGUCCAAUGCGAGCUGGAGUUUUCCGCGCGGCAAGAUCAACAAGGACGAGGAUGAUCUCGACUGCGCCAUCCGGGAGGUCUACGAGGAGACAGGCUUUGAGAUCCGCGAGGCUGGGCUCGUCCCCGACGACAGAAAUGUUAAAUACAUCGAGGUCACUAUGCGCGACCAACAUGUCCGCCUCUACAUCUUCCGGGACGUGCCCAUGGACACUGUCUUCGAGGCAAGGACGAGGAACGAGAUUGGCAAAAUCCAGUGGUACAACCUGCAGGAUCUUCCGGCGUUUCGUAAGAAGAAGGGCGCAAAGCAGGAGCCCAACGGAGCCAGCGUGGCUACGAAUGCUAGUAAAUUCUACAUGGUGGCACCCUUCCUCGUUCCCCUCAAGAAAUGGGUCAUGAGCCAGAAACAGCACGACGCCAAGAGGGCUGCACGACAUGGCGAACACAUGCCGCCUGCCGUGGUCGAGGAUGAUGUGUUCGUCGACGAUGGCAAUGUGCAGCAAUUCCAAUCAUCCGCCUACCCCCAGGUGAACCAGCCCCAACCCGGAUCGUACGCAUACGCCGAGCAGCAACUCCGGGAUUUCCUCAACGGUGAGCCACAGCAACCACAGCAUCAUCUAGCAUCGGCAGCUCAGGCAGCUCCAGUGCCUCUAAGCGACAACCAGCAGGGGGAAGCUCUGCUGUCGAUGCUCCAGGCUAAAGAGCCGAUGGGGAGCCACGCCCCUGCACCUACUGCCGGAUCUGCGCAGCACCAGUAUCCCCACACGCCAAUGAAUCAUGCAUUCACUCAGGUGCAGCCUCAUAGCCCGCACUACCAUCAUGCUUCCCAGCGCCUGCCUCACGGUGCUUUCGAGAACCCUCCCCAAUUCCCUAUCGAGGCCCAAUCAGCUUCCGGCUACCAAUCACAGCAAUACCAACAGCACCAAGUCAGGCCACAAGUCCAUAUGAGCACUGAUGCACAUGGGCGCUCUAACUUCGUCGUAUCUCCCCGCCAGCAUCACAACCAGCCCCAACUUCUUCACCCCCAGCCUCAGCCUCCGCAAGUACAGCAGGCGCUGCUCAUGCGUGGCAUGCUAGGUACACCCGGACUGCAUGAUCAGCAAGCCCGUCCGGGCCAAGCUCAGAACCCUCAGAACUUGAACCAAUAUCAGCAGCCCAACACUGCCCCCAUGCAGAGCCACCCAGCAGGGCCUAGAAUGCAAGCUCAUCCCUCGGCGCAUUCCAUGGGUUUGCUAAACAUGUUCAAGGAGAACACUGCUCAACCCCAUGUCGCCCAGGACGCAAAUCAGCCAAGACAGGUCCCUCCGACCGACAAACACCGGUCCGGUCUCCUUGGCAUGUUCAAGCAGGGAGAGCCAUUCAAGGCUGGGAACAUGGGAAACCAAAAUAUUUCGCCCUCCCAAACCCAGUCUGCCGCCUCGGUACCAAAGCCUGUUCAGAAUGUCUCGACAGCUGAUACACUGCGGACCGCAGCAGAGGAGAAUGGCCGUCCGCUAGUAAUGAACCCAGAGCUGAACUUGCCCUUCGGGGCUCUCUCAAUCGCUUCACGGCCCAAGCCUGGUCAACCCGGACCGGGACAACCUACCUCUGGGUCGGCUUCGAGAACCCAAGCUUACGGCGCCCAACAAAGUCCGACCUUCAGCAAGCCUUCUCCACAGUUUGCUCCACCCGGCCCUCACCGGAGAGACAGUGCCGGCCGGGCUCCAAGCCAGCUCUCACAGCAGUCGUUCAGCCAGCAUUCUGGGCAGCCCGCCGUUCAACAAACCCGGACACUGAGUUAUCCUUACGGAGAUAGCACUCAGCGGAAUGUGUCUGCUUCCGACAUGACAAUCUCACGGGUACCCGACUCAUCAGCUUUACCGCUGCCCAACUUGUUGCGCCCGCGCCAGGAGCAAUCCACUGAGCAGCGCAGCCAGCUCCUCUCGCUCUUCAGUAAGGAAAAGGGCCCUACUGCUCCUACGCCGCCUGCCAACCCCGCCACGGAUCAGAAGAACCAUCUUCUGUCUCUGUUCGGUCCCAGCAAGGGCAAGGAGUCGGUAUCCAUGUCAUCGGCCGAUGUCGCGCGGCCAAGAUCGCGCGUCGCGUCCAUCGCCUCUGGGGCCGGUGGAGAUGGCAUGGGUAGCAGGCGAGGAAGCCAGACGACACCUAACCCGCUGUCGCCGGCUGACCAAAGCUUUCUACUGAGCUUCCUUAAGACGAAGUCGGAGACUGCGUCACGCUAG
Molecule: messenger RNA, 2574 nt
Organism: Neoarthrinium moseri
Lineage: Eukaryota; Fungi; Ascomycota; Sordariomycetes; Amphisphaeriales; Apiosporaceae
Exons: 1
Coding region: 1-2574 (857 amino acids)
Biological process (GO): deadenylation-dependent decapping of nuclear-transcribed mRNA; nuclear-transcribed mRNA catabolic process, nonsense-mediated decay
Cellular component (GO): cytoplasm; P-body
Molecular function (GO): 5'-(N(7)-methylguanosine 5'-triphospho)-[mRNA] hydrolase activity; RNA binding; manganese ion binding
Source: RefSeq, a predicted model, not a curated record